Molecule: messenger RNA, 522 nt
Organism: Moesziomyces antarcticus
Lineage: Eukaryota; Fungi; Basidiomycota; Ustilaginomycetes; Ustilaginales; Ustilaginaceae
Exons: 3
Coding region: 1-522 (173 amino acids)
Source: RefSeq, a predicted model, not a curated record
AUGCGCUUGGUUUGGGUAGCACUGGUUGUGCUGUGGCUGGAGGUGGUGGAUGCGAUGCAGUAUCGCAAUCAGCUCUACAUUUUUCAGCGAAUUGCCAAGGAGAUGUACCCAACCCAGCGGGUCGAGCAGAAGGAAACGGUUGCUUUGCUCAAGUAUCUCUUUCGCGAUCCAGCUUGGCAGGAUCGUGCCGCUUACAAGCCGAUUGAUGAUUUCAUCCGGACCGGUGGUCUGAAACAUGGUGUUUACAUGUACGAAGAUCUGGCGUACUCGCGGCCAGCCAUGCAGACUCUGCGUCGACGACUCCUCAAAAAAGCCAAACGCCGAUUCGGGCUCGGCGACGAGUUGCUGGUCGAACCACCCAACAUUGUGAGAGUCGAUGCUCCAGGUCGUCUGCCUGGAUUCGCUGCUCUCCCGCAUCCCCUCACGCAGCACGAGGUGAUAGCACACGUGGGUGACGCAUAUAAAUAUUCGCACCGCUUCGAUGCCGAACACACCAUUCACGGCGACAGUCCGUCAUCCUGA